Molecule: messenger RNA, 3946 nt
Organism: Pecten maximus
Lineage: Eukaryota; Metazoa; Mollusca; Bivalvia; Pectinida; Pectinidae
Product: innexin unc-9-like
Exons: 2
Coding region: 166-1398 (410 amino acids)
Source: RefSeq, a predicted model, not a curated record
CCCCGUCUAGGGCCCCUGUCCCCUGUACACUUUGCCUUUAUCGGAGCCCAAAGGAGUACCGAGCUGUGAACUAGAGCUUAUACACACGACAAGCGACUGGUAGACUUGUUUUCGAUAGAAAGUUAGACACUUUCGGAUAAACAGAAAGGGCACAAAUAAUUCAGAAUGUCUGAACUACUGGGAUUCGUCCCAAGUUUUUCGAAACUUCGGGGGAAGCCGAACGAUGAUUGGAUAGACCGAAUGAGUCACGUGUACACUGUGGUCGUCCUGGUGAUAUUCACAGUGCUGGUCAGUUCCGGUCAGUUCUUUAAAGACCCGAUACAAUGCUGGCAUCCUGCGGAAUUCAAGGACUCAAUGGAAUCCUAUACAAAAUGGAACUGUUGGAUUAAAAACACGUACUAUGUUCCAAUGAGUGAUAUCAUACCGGAAGACAUUUCGGACAGACAGGAAGCGGAAAUCACAUACUACCAGUGGGUACCGUUGAUCCUUCUAUUUCAAGCAUUCCUGUUUAAGUUCCCGAAUAUGGUCUGGAGAAUAUUCAAUGGUGGCUCGGGGUUAAAUCUGGACAAGGUUGUCCGUUUUGCCGAGAAGACCCAGAUGGUUAGUCCGGCUGACCGCGAUGAUACCAUCAACUGUCUGGCCAGGUUUAUGGACAAGUGGCUUGACUCGAAUAAAGAACACAGAUGGAAUGUGGUGGUUCGGACGAAGCACCAGAUCUCCCGGUUCAUGUGCUUCUUCUGCAACAAGCGAGCAGGGAAGUAUCUGACUGCAAUGUAUUUGUUCGUCAAGGUCCUGUACGUGGCGAACGCCAUCGGCCAGCUUUUCUUACUAAAUGCAUUCAUGUCUACAUCUUACAACUUCUACGGAUUAGAAUUUCUGGAUAAUCUCAACUCGGAUCGUCCAUGGAGAGAAUCUCCUCGAUUUCCAAGGAUCACUCUUUGUGAUUUCCAGAUCCGCCAACUACAGAACAUCCAGAGGUUCACCGUACAAUGCGUGCUUCCGAUCAACCUAUUCAACGAAAAGGUCUUCAUUUUCAUCUGGUUCUGGCUUAUUUUCAUUGCCGUUCUCGCCUGUAUCAAUCUCUUCCGAUGGCUGUACCUCAUCGUCUUCGCCAAGAAUAAAAUUGAUUACAUCAAGAAAUAUCUUAAAAUCAACAACGAGCUCCAUACCAAUUUCGAUAAGAAAAUGUGCACGCGAUUCGCCGAGAACUAUCUCCGCGACGACGGCGUAUUCGUCCUCCGAUUGGUCGCGAAAAAUUCCACAGACAUUGUCGUCACAGAUCUUGUGCGGGACCUCUGGAAAAUCUUCAAGGAGAAACAGAGCACAAAGAAGAACGAACUGGAACCAACUAUGGAGAGCAAUUUCGAGGACGCAAAAGAGAAAGAACCACUCACCUGACAAUGUCCAUGCUGCGACACUGACAACGUCCAGUGAGUGACAUGUGACUAUCACGUGACGCUUUGUAUAAAUAGGCGGGAAAACAGCAGACGGACCAGUGUAGCAGCAGGUAUCGGUAGUACAGUAGGGCUCCCAGUAACUUCCGGUUCCGCGGUUUUAAAAAGGCAUUUUUUUAAUUGCUCGGUUCGGAGAUUAUAUUAAUAACACAAUUUCCAAGUCUCAAUAUUAACACUUGGAAUUCUAGCACAUGGACAUUUUUAUAGCCAAUGCAUUAGUAAGUCCAUUUUGUGCAAAAGGAAAUUCUUAUAAAUCAUACCAGGUUUGAGGCUCCAGCCAAGUUGCUCUAUAAAAAACUAUUAGCAACAGCACAUUUGCACUAUUAAGAAGUAAAUUGAGAAAUCAAUGCUAAAACGUGAAUUGUACCCGGGCCUCGGUAUUUGAUUACUGGUAUCUCUGUCUGUGCUGCCCCUACCUUGCUCGACACAGAGCUAGGGUUUGAACCAUACCUGUUUGCUUGAUCUGACCACCAUCAUAGGAUGCUUUUGCUUUGUGCGUUUGAGGUACAAAUUGAGUCACUUUUACUUACACUGUUAUAACUUGAGAGAGAUCGUUAUAUUAAGAAAUUUGUCAGGUUUUAACAGGGAGUGAAUGUCGUCAUAACCAAAAUGGACCAAUACCUAUUGACCAUAGUUUGAAGUUCAUGGUAAAAUCGCAAAUGAUAAACGAUUAUUUUCUAAACUGAUCUUUGAGUUUCGCGGGGCAUUUCAGCGCUUAUCUGCAUCUUUUGUUAAUUAUUCUAUCUAUAUAUAUAUUUGGAAAUUGUGUUGUGUUUUUGAGUUCAUUUUUUGUUUAUACCAAUUUUAUUAUGGUUAUGACAAUUUGAACCUUUUUUUUUGUCGAUAUUUAUGGAAAUUUUAUCAUGAUUUAGAUUACCGGAACUUAAUAAGUAAGGGCAGAUAACUCUAAAUAUUUUUUUAUUCAAGAAUAUACAUGCAUGUUUAUUUAUAAACUAUACAUGUAAAAAUCUCAUUUUCGUAACCCUGACGGUGUGUGAUUCAUGCAUUAAAAAGCUAGGCAUUUUUAAAAUCUCGAUUUCGUUUUCAUAUUUACAUUAUCACAUCAUAUACUCAUUUUCAUAUAUAUUGGGGCAUUAUAUGUCCAAAUGGCUGCCAGAACGUGCCUUUAUGUAAAUACAGAUGUACAAUAUUGAUAAUUACAAUAUACAUAAAUAUUAGAUAUAUAUAUAUUAGCAACCCUUUGUUCAUGUUGAAUUAACACAAAAUUACAUCGUCUUCCAUUUUGUGUAGAUAUUUUAUGUAUUUAGCUUAUUAGUUAGAUUAUAAUCACCAGAAUUAUUUACCUUGUUGAAUGUAGGUAAACAAAAUCAGUUAUGUAAAUUUUGUGAUUACUGAAUGGAAUUUCAGAUUAUUUUUGUAAUUUGUAAAUUUUGAAAUCAAAACACCGAAUAGUCAAUUAUAAGCUCCUUACAGGACUUUCCUUUCGUUGAGGCUCAAGAAAGGUUUUUCAUUUACCAAGCCUUGGGCUUAGCCCAGCUGAGAAGUUUUUGAAAGCAUAAAUUUUAAUUCUGAAUUGAAUUUUUUGUGACAUGUUUUAAUCUAAAUGUUUUCUUUGUGACGUCACACUUUCAUUCGAAGUCUGACGUAAUGUGUUAUGACGUCACAAUUAAAAUACCGAGAUAUUUCAGCCUUUCACAGCUCUGUAAAGAGGUGCUAUUAAUUCAAUGUUUUCAUCAUGUAAAGACACUGAUGACAGGGUAGUUACGUCAUAAAAUACUUAAAUUGCUAAUUUCACUUGUUUUAAGAGUGUGUUCAUUCUUGCCAGUCAGAACAAAGUAACAUUUCACUGACUUUGAUAUUUUAUUUUGAUCUCAUCUCAAUUGUUUUUCAUUUAAUUGAUUAGGAAGUACAUAAAAAUGAAUUGUUUUUGAUAUUUGAAAUCAGGUUUGAGCGUAUAUUUAUGACGAAGGAAACAUUAUUCUAUGUACUUAUAUGAAGUAUCUAUAUAGCAUUAUAUUGGUACAGAGGCUGCCCGGUUACAACAUUCAAAUGAUGGGAUACUGGGUGUUCGCUUCUUUUCUUAUCAGCAUUUGUAUUACAUUCGGAACCCUUUUCGUUAUAUUAAAAAUAACCGAAGUGUUCCGAUUUCAUGUCUUUCAAUGUAAAUUUUGUAUUCGACAGAAUGUAAUAUGUUAUUAAACGUUUUAAGUUUGGGUAAGGUUAUCCAUGUACAACGAAAAACAUUAAAGUAUCACUGAAUGUAAAUGUUUAUAGUAAAGAUAUGCAAAUUGUAACGAAACGUAUGAAUAGAAAUGAAAAAAAAAUGUGUGAUUAUGUGAACGCUCCUUGAAUUACGUGAAAAUGAUUAAUAUGGCUUGGUUGAUUCACCAGAAGUGUCUGUCCGAUAUCCAAAUGUGUCCGCUAUUGUGUCCUUCGUCCGUCUGCUGUAUAAAGUCUUUAUUUGAAGGAGAAGGGCUACGAGUUGUAAAACAUUGCCAUAAAUCAAUAAUAAAAACAAAAUAACAAAGGAA